AUGGAACAAUAUACGGAAAAUUAUUGUUGGGUGCAAAAUACUUAUUUUCUUCCUUUGCAUGAUUAUAUUCCACAUAAUUAUGCUGAAAGAGAAAAUCGACAAAUUGGUUAUUAUCAGUGGGUGCCAUUCGUGCUUGCUCUGGAGGCACUCCUAUUUUAUGUACCUACAAUCGUUUGGAGGCUACUCAGUUGGCAGUCUGGUAUCUGGUAUUCAUACUAUAUAACAAUUGGCUGUAUUCACGUUCAAUCGCUUGUUCAAAUGGCCUGUGACUCAAGGUUACUGGAUCUCGAAUCAAGAAAUCGCGCAUUACAAACAAUAGCAACGAAUGUUGAAGAGGCACUCCAUGUGAAGCAUCAAGUUAUGAGCGGUAAUCGUCUAAAACUACUGAAUUUAAUAAUAUGCACUCGAAGCAGUGGCGCUGCCGUCACUUUUCUGUAUAUUUCUGUCAAAAUUCUUUAUACUGUGAAUAUUGUGGGACAAAUUUUUUUGCUCAACACUUUUCUCGGUAAUCGUAGUAAAUGGUAUGGUUUGCAGGUCCUCGGAAAUGUGCAUAGACAUACGGUGCAAUGUGUUUUAAUGAUUAAUAUGUUUAAUGAAAAAAUUUUUUUAUUUCUUUGGUUUUGGUAUUUUUUACUUGCCGGAGCAACUAUUUGUUCACUUUUUUAUUGGAUAUAUAUUUCGAUUGUCCCAAGCAGACAGCUGAAUUUCGUUGGUAAAUAUCUCACUGGAAUCGAAGGUUACAAAAUGGUUGAUAGCCAAUCACUGCGAAGAUUUGUCUUUCAUUUUCUGAGGCAAGAUGGUGUUUUUCUCUUGCGAAUGGUUGCUACGCAUGCUGGUGAAUUACCGUGUUAUGAACUUGCUAAAACACUUUGGAACAAAUAUUGCGACAAUAAGGAAGGCAAAAUGCAUGAUGUUUAG
Molecule: messenger RNA, 918 nt
Organism: Dracunculus medinensis (Guinea worm)
Lineage: Eukaryota; Metazoa; Nematoda; Chromadorea; Rhabditida; Dracunculidae
Source: the annotation of a GenBank genome assembly